AUGCCGGGAGAGCUGGAUCUCGGCAACCUGGGCGGGUACCAUGCUGCGUCGCCGCGCAGCGCCGAGCCCGCCGACAUGAAGUACCAGCACCACCUGCAGGCGGGCGGUUCGCCGUCGCCGGGCGCGCCCGUGCUCAACCCCUGGGCGUCGCUGCCGCCGGCCGACCCCUGGGCCGUGCACCAGCACCACGCGCACGCCCACCAGCCGGACGUGAAGCCGCCGCCCGCCCCGCACGACCACCGCCACCUGCAGCACAGCCACGGCUGGCACGCGCCCGUCGUCACCGCGCACUACGGCGCCGGCUCCCCCGUCGCCCUGCACGGCGGCUAUGCGGUGCCCAUGCACCAGCACCACAUGCUGCGCGACGUGCAGCCCUCUCCGCACCCGUUGCACCAUCACCACGGCCUCGAGCGAGAUCAGCCCGAGGAGGACACGCCCACCAGCGAUGACUUGGAGGCCUUCGCCAAACAGUUCAAGCAGAGGCGCAUCAAGCUCGGCUUCACACAGGCGGACGUCGGUCUCGCACUUGGCACCCUGUACGGAAAUGUGUUCUCGCAGACGACUAUCUGUCGAUUUGAGGCGCUCCAGCUCAGUUUCAAGAACAUGUGCAAACUGAAACCACUGCUACAGAAAUGGCUGGAAGAGGCCGACUCGACCACCGGCAGCCCCACCAGCAUCGACAAGAUCGCUGCGCAGGGCAGGAAGCGAAAGAAGCGCACCUCCAUCGAGGUGUCAGUAAAGGGGGCGCUCGAGCAGCACUUCCACAAGCAACCUAAGCCCUCCGCCCAGGAGAUCACCACGCUAGCGGACAGCCUGCAACUGGAGAAGGAAGUAGUGCGCGUGUGGUUUUGCAACCGGCGGCAGAAGGAGAAGCGGAUGACGCCGCCGAAUACGCUCGGCGGCGAGAUGCUGGACAGCAUGGGCCACGGCCACUACUCGCACGAGGUGCACGGCUCACCGCCGCUGCACGCGCACUCGCCGGCCCUGUCGCCGCCGCACGCCACCCACGCCGCCCACGGCGGCCACGGAGGCCACGGAGGCCACGGCGGCCACGGCGGCCACGGGGGCCACGGCGCGCACUCGGCCCACGCGCAGCACGCGGCGCACGGGCAGCACGGGUUGGCGCCGAGCGCGCACACGCUAGCGGCGCAC
This is a messenger RNA of Iphiclides podalirius (scarce swallowtail), 1152 nucleotides long. The record is from the annotation of a GenBank genome assembly. NCBI's taxonomy places the organism in Eukaryota, Metazoa, Arthropoda, Insecta, Lepidoptera, Papilionidae.